Messenger RNA from Ictalurus punctatus (channel catfish), 1773 nucleotides. RefSeq names its product CD276 antigen homolog. The transcript is spliced from 9 exons. The record is from RefSeq and is a predicted model, not a curated record. Lineage: Eukaryota; Metazoa; Chordata; Actinopteri; Siluriformes; Ictaluridae. Gene Ontology annotation, biological process: immune response; cell surface receptor signaling pathway; negative regulation of T cell proliferation. Gene Ontology annotation, cellular component: external side of plasma membrane. Bases 46 to 1491 code for a protein of 481 amino acids.
UCUGAGUUAAAGCAAAGGUUAAAGUUGUUCUCUUUGUACGGAAACAUGGAGACUGAUCUGAUGAGUUGUUUUUAUCUGUUGUUGUUGAUGGUCAUCUGUGACGGGUUCCAUGUCCGUGGUCCGUCUGGUCCUCUCAUUGUCCAGCUGGGAGGCUCAGUGAUGCUGCCCUGCUUUGUAGAAACUCCUCUACCAAUGCAAGAACUGGAAAUAGAGUGGAAAAGAAAUGACUCUGAAACUCUAGUACACUGGUGGCAGAAUGGAGAGAGUCAUCCGGAGUCUCAGAACCCGAGUUAUCGUGAAAGAGCUCAUUUCUUCAUUGAGGAGAUCGCUCAGGGAAACUUCUCUCUCCUCCUUACGAACGUGACCCGGGAAGACGCAGGAGUCUAUAAGUGUGCUGUCUACACAAACAAGGACUCUGAUGAAACUCUGAUUGAAAUAAAGGAGAUUGAGCGUUUGAUCGUGUCUGGAGCCCACGUCAUAUCUGCAUAUGCGGGUGAAGAUAUCACUCUGAAUUGCUCUGUAGACUCACAUAUCCCAGCGGAAAAUAUAGAACAGGUCUUAUGGAUGAAAAUGGAUGGAGAGAUCUUAGUGCUGCUCUAUGAACAUGGUGAGGUCCACACAGACUCGUCCCAUGAGAGAUACAUGGACAGAGUGGAAUUGUUCAGCGCUGAAGAAAGAAACAAAGGAAACUUCUCAUUGAGACUGAAGGAUGUCCGAACUGACGAUAAAGGGCUGUAUACAUGUUCUGCAUUCUCUGGGGCAUUCUCAGAUAACACAACUGUGGAAGUGCAGCAGCUGGGUUUUUCCUCUAUGCAGGUUGGAAUUUUUGUUUUAUGUGCACUGGGAUUUGUAAUUGGAUCACUUAUCCUAGGAUACUUCUCUUAUACAUCUUUUAAAAAUAAUGAUGACAGCGGAAGAGCCCUAGCUAUACAGUGGGGACAUGUCCUUUGUCCUAAUAUUACUAUGGCCAUUGUCUUCAUCCUUUGGGGUGUUACUGAUGGGUUUUUUACAGAAGCAGCAACUUGUUCAGCACUGAAUGGUUUUCGGAUCCUUUUUCUACUUUGGAUUGCUCUCCACUUGAAAACAGUUCAAGGUUAUCCCCGCCAAAUAAUUAACCGCUUGGCAAUUCCACUACAAUAUGCAGUGAUAAGUGUUAUUGCUUAUUCACCUAUUGUUGUGGAUGUCUGGUAUAGACUAAACACUUUACGGAAAGUGAUUCUUCUGAUAUUUCUGCUUCUGGAGCCACUUUCUACUCUUCUGUAUAUUCUGUAUGUUAUCACUACUGUAUGCAGUGGAAGGACUCUGCAAAUAGAAGCAAUCUUUAGUUACAAUAUCACAGAGCUCAGCAAUUUUCUACGAAUAUUUGUUAUUAUACUAAUCUAUGGACUUCAUCCAGGUAAGAACCACUUUUUGCAGGUAAUGUUAUAUUUGAUUGACAUUUACAUUUCUUUAAAUGUACUAUUAUAUUUUCCCAAACACGUCUUAUCCUAAAGACUAUUAUAUACAGUAUAUAAAACACUCAGACUGCAUGUGUAGAUGUAAUGUAAUUGAUUUCACACACUAAAGCUUUUAAAUUCUAGAUAUUUUAAAUAUUUAAACAAACAUUCUCUAUAUUUUGUUCUCUCAUUGUCCAGACCUACUAACACUUAUAUACAGUACCCUAAAAUCAGUCUCAUCCCACAAGAUUUCAGUUUUAGUCGUGUGUGUGAUGAGCCUGGAGCAUAUUAUCUUCAUCAGCACAAUUACAGACACAAAUAAUAAUUUCAGAUUAAA